Messenger RNA from Gekko japonicus, 1512 nucleotides. It is a transcript of the gene SLC7A11, whose product is annotated as solute carrier family 7 (anionic amino acid transporter light chain, xc- system), member 11. The record is from RefSeq and is a predicted model, not a curated record. Lineage: Eukaryota; Metazoa; Chordata; Lepidosauria; Squamata; Gekkonidae. Gene Ontology annotation, biological process: amino acid transmembrane transport. The transcript has 12 exons. Gene Ontology annotation, cellular component: membrane. The coding region runs from base 1 to 1512 and encodes 503 amino acids. Gene Ontology annotation, molecular function: L-amino acid transmembrane transporter activity.
AUGUUUAGGAAAACGACUGUGCCGACAAUCUCUAAUGGCAGCUACCUGGAGGAACAAUCAAAUGGCAGGUUGGUCUCUGUGUGCAACACCAAAGCAGUGCAGGGAGACAAAGUGGUCCUGAAGAAGAAAAUCACUUUUCUGAGAGGGGUAUCUAUUAUAAUUGGCACCAUCAUUGGAGCAGGAAUAUUCAUCUCUCCCAAAGGAAUACUUGAGAACACAGGCAGUGUGGGAAUGUCCUUGACUGUCUGGACUGUCUGCGGCAUCCUUUCACUCUUUGGUGCUCUCUGUUAUGCUGAACUGGGAACAAGUAUUAAGAAAUCUGGAGGGCACUAUACAUACAUCCUGGAAGCCUUUGGCCCAUUGCCUGCAUUUGUAAGAGUCUGGGUGGAGCUCCUCAUCAUACGCCCGGCUGCCACCUCAGUGAUAUCCCUGGCAUUUGGACGCUACAUUCUGGAACCAUUGUUUAUGCAGUGUGAAAUCCCAGACCUUGCUGUUAAACUUAUUACAGCUGUGGCCAUCACGCUUGUAAUGGUCCUGAAUAGCAUGAGUGUCAGCUGGAGUGCCCGCAUCCAGAUUUUCCUCACCUUUUGCAAGCUCGUAGCAAUUUUGAUAAUUAUAGUCCCUGGAGUUAUGCAGCUAAUUAAAGGUGAAACACAGCACUUUAAAGAUGCAUUUGUGGGAAAUGCAGCCAGUGUCAAGGGAUUACCUCUUGCUUUUUAUUCAGGAAUGUAUGCCUACUCAGGCUGGUUUUACCUCAAUUUUGUUACUGAAGAGGUAGAGAACCCUGAAAGAAAUAUACCACUUGCCAUUUGCACUUCAAUGGUUAUUGUCACAGUUGGCUAUGUGUUAACAAAUGUGGCCUAUUUUACAACAAUCAGCCCUGAAGAUCUGCUAAUGUCCAAGGCAGUAGCAGUGACUUUUUCUGAACGUUUACUAGGAAGUUUUUCUUUAGCUGUUCCCAUUUUUGUUGCACUCUCUUGCUUUGGGUCAAUGAAUGGUGGUAUUUUUGCUGUCUCCAGGAUGUUCUACGUUGCAUCCCGUGAGGGUCACCUUCCAGAAAUUCUCUCCAUGAUUCAUGUCCGCAAGCACACUCCUCUGCCAGCUGUCAUUGUUUUGCACCCUCUGACUAUGAUUAUGCUCUUCACAAGUGAUAUCUACAGUCUCUUGAAUUUUCUCAGUUUUGCCAGGUGGCUUUUUAUUGGAUUGGCAGUUGCUGGGAUGAUUUACCUCCGAUACAAACGCCCUGAUAUGCCUCGUCCUUUCAAGGUGCCGCUCUUUAUUCCUGCGCUGUUUUCCUUCACCUGCCUCUUCAUGGUUGCACUGUCACUUUAUGCUGACCCUGUCAAUACUGGCAUUGGCUUUGCAAUAACACUGACUGGUGUCCCUGCUUACUACCUCUUUAUCAUAUGGGACAAGAAGCCAAGGUGGUUUAGGCGACUCUUGGGAUGGAUAACUUCAUCUUUGCAAAUAAUCUUGGAAGUUGUUCCUGAAGAGGACAAGGAGAUAUCCUGA